This is a messenger RNA of Homarus americanus (American lobster), 1506 nucleotides long. RefSeq lists its product as uncharacterized. The transcript is spliced from 3 exons. Bases 107 to 778 code for a protein of 223 amino acids. The record is from RefSeq and is a predicted model, not a curated record. Lineage: Eukaryota; Metazoa; Arthropoda; Malacostraca; Decapoda; Nephropidae.
UGUCAGCCCAGAGGUCAGUCUGUUAAGGCGCCCGCGACUCUUAGUUGGUGUGCGUCGCGUACAUUACCUCCCCACCUGUAAGACUUAAGUUAGAAUUAGGCUCAAUAUGAAGAUUUUUCAUGGGAGAUCUGUGAUACUGUGCUUGUUGUUGUUGCUGCUGCCGCACGUACCCGGGGAUAUCACCUUUGAUAAAUACCGAAGAGCCCUGCACGUCGAGCAGAAGACAGUUAGCGGGGUAUUUAGUCUCUUUACAGAGGCUGGAUGGUUGAGAUGUUCUUCCAUGUGUAGCAAGAAUGGGUGUGUGUCGUGGUCCCUGGACAAAACUACUCGGGAGUGUCGGGUAUACUCCAUGCUCCAUCCUUCACUUUCAACCCCAUCUCCCUCCCUCAACACCUACUUUCCCGUGGGCUCAAAUUCCGCCAGACUCGCUUUCAGAUCCCAGAGCAGUGCUGGCUGGACCUGGAACGAUGCCUUAGCAGCCUGUGAGUCUGUAGGAGUUACUCUGGCUUACAUAUCCGAUCGGAUCGAGGGACAGACGUUGAUAACUAAAUAUGGGGUUAAAGCUCUCUACAUCGGCCUCCACCAGGAAGGUGAUGAGGAGGUGGACUGGCACGACAUGUACGGCAACUUAGUGCAGAACCCUGACUGGAGGAGUGACCAACCUAACGAUCCUGACGACACCCAGGACUGUGGUAUCCUCUUCGAUGACGGAGUCCAGGACAAGCGUUGCACUGAGGUCUUCGACGCCGUAGGCAUCUGCACCAGCGCCACACCCUAACUUAUACAGUACUCUGAUCCAACCCAUGACCAAUGCAUCCAUGAGCCACUCACUAAUGAGCCAUGCGCUGGUGAGCCACGUACCUAUGAUCCACUCACUGAUGAUCCGUCCUACGUCAUGUACGGAUCCAAACCACGAUUCACAUUAACAUCACCUACAAAAUAUAAUUACACCUGUGAUCCAGACUGUAACCGUAUUACCACCUGAAUUGUAGAUAUGCAUACCUGCUACUCAUAAAGCUGGAAUGAAAUUAUCAUAACAGUGACAAAUCAUCCUGAUGAGAAGGACAAGAGAGUCAGAGACCAGCCACGGGUACUGAUUUGACUGCAGCUUACCGUACUGUCAGGGUGGAAUCUGUUUAUAAACAUUGAAAAUGGCAAAUGCUGAAAUGGAAACCAAGUUUUUUCACAAUGAGUUGAUAGACACACGUAUCGCAUCUGUUUUGGAACUAUAGCUGGAAAAGAAAGACACUGACACUCACAGACAGACACGUCAUCAAUAGAAAUACUAAGGUGCUCAACCUUGGAACCCAUGUAAUAUGCGUGUGAUUAAAGUUUGAGGGCCCAGAUUCACUAACCACUUACGGUCCCCGUAAGUCCCCACGAUCACCCUUAAGGCUGAACAGGUGAUUCAAUAACAAUUUAUGGUGACCGUAACCCAACUUAUCGUACAUCAAAAUUUACGGUGGUCACAGAGCAUCCUUAAGCUUCCUCAAGGCGGAAAGAAGG